This is a messenger RNA of Somion occarium, 3168 nucleotides long. Lineage: Eukaryota; Fungi; Basidiomycota; Agaricomycetes; Polyporales; Cerrenaceae. The record is from the annotation of a GenBank genome assembly.
GAAAGAGAGGUGCAGUAGAUCCGUUGACCUUUUUGAGCAAAUUGCUACCGGGGCAGGGACAAACUUCAAUGUUCGGAUCGCCCAAGCGGUUGUCCCGCAUCACACUGUGGCUCCGCUUUAGCCGCCGUGUACUUGCAGGCGAAGUUCUGGAUCUCCCCCGCAGACCCGCAUAUCCCUCCGUCUGCUCUUCUUUCCUCUGCCCUCAUCGUCCGACUACGUCUGCUCACUGUCGAGCACGACGUUCUCCCUCAAACUGGCACAAUAUCUCUUCCAAACGGCGACUUUGUUGGCGCUCGCGUUGGCAUAGUCGAGUGGCGACCUGACCAUGGAAGUCCCGUCUUUGGGGUAUACACUGAUGGUCGCAGGGAGGCGUACGGGCAAGACGUCUUUCUUGAGGCUUCUCCUCGACACUAGUGUCGUUUCCCCCACCGCAACGGGGGAGCAGCUUGCUUCGGUUGCCAAGUUCGUACAAGGUUGUGGGGGACACACCACUCAUAUCAGGAGCACCUCGGUCAAUAUCGAACUAGCACGUCCAGACCGCGACGAGUCGAGUCCAUUGUUCCUUACGCUAAUCGACACUCCUGCAUUAGACUUCGAGGACGAAAUAGCGUCGUCGACCAUUGUAUCCGACAUAUUGCGGCAUGUCGACGCGAGGUUCUCGGAAAGCGUCGAGGAUGAACGCAAGGCGAACACGGGGGACCAUCAUGUACACCUGUGUAUCUACUUUCUGGACCCAGACGAAAUUGUUCCACCGUCGGUAUCAUCUCCCGCGGUACCGCUAGCUGUCCCCCGGGCCCGAACGAAUAGUCUGUCCAAACCAGAUGUCGACUCCGUAAUUCUGGAGCCUCCAGUACCUACCAACCCGACCAUCUGUCGUCCUACGCUUCCCCUCAUUGACAUAACGACGAUCCGAAAACUCUCUGCUCGUGUCAACGUGCUUCCUGUUGUCGCUCGCGCUGAUACGUUAACUAAUGAUAGACUGGCCAUCAUCAAGUCCGUCAUCAAGUAUGACCUGGCGAAGGCAGGCAUUGGCUUUGGUAUCUUUGAUUCGCCUGAUGCGCAACUGGCCCCCGAGCUUCCAUUAGACGCUGCUGGAUCGUCCCUUCCGUUAUUGCCCUUCGCUUUGAUUUCCCCUGAUAUUUAUUCGCAUAGCGACGGCGUCACCAAACCGGCACAAUCUCGACAUGAUCUUUACCUUCAGUACACUCCUUCAAGUAACGUCACUCGUUCGCCACCACACCCGGCCUCAAAAUUGGUCCUGCGGAAGUAUAUACGGAGCUAUAGAUGGGGAUGCUUGGACGUGAUGGAUAAAACCCAUUGCGAUUUUGUCCCACUGCGUGAAGCUAUAUUUUUCCACAUGGAGACCCUGCAAAAAUACACAAGAGAGUACCUCUUUGAGCGAUUCAGAGCUGAUUAUCUUGUCCAAAAUCAACCUCCGCCUCGGGGGCACCUUCCCUCCGCCAACGGUGCUCGACUAUCUGCCCUUCAACAUGGCUCAAAACCUAUUCUCGCUAUCGACACCAAUUCAUCAACUCAUCUGGUCAACACCCGACAUGCUUCACUGGCAGUCCCUCAUCCUGUGCUAAACGCAGACUCUGUUUCUGUCUCUGCAUCGAUAUCCGCGCAGCCAGUGCCUGAGUUAUCUCCCAAUACAGCCAAUUCCUCAAGAUCUGGACGACAGCGCACUAAGAAGAUCACGGUUGCGUGCAAUUUUUGCCGUUCUCGGAAGUUGAAGUGUGAUGGCGGACGACCAGCCUGCGGACAAUGCGAGAAGCGCAGCAACAAUUGUGAUUAUACUGUCAACCGCAAGAGCCGAGUCACUAACCGCAGGCGAAAGAGUGACGAUGCAAGCGAGAGUGACCGGGAAGGGGAAGGCGAUAGUGGCGAGCCAUCUGUCGAGCUUGAACCUUCCCUCUCGCCCGAGGUCUCGUCCAAAUCGUCACGUAGGAAUUCAAAUGUCGAGUUGGGUAUGAUGGACAUCAAGUUGCCGCCUUUGGCUAAUUCAAUAGACCGUCGAGAUGAGCCUUCACUCACGUUACCUCCAAUCACCACCUCUGCUCCACCUUCUUCGGCCUCAAUAGGUGCACCACGAUCGUUGAUGACCUCAGCGCCUCAGACAGGCGUAACGGAGCUAAAGCGUGAAUACGUCAAAACUGAACUCCCGCCGAUCGCUACUCUUUCUGUACCAGAGGAUAUGCAGAGUAACCACACCUUCCCUCCGCUACGUGCUCAUGCGGAACCGCAGACGACCGGUCGUCGGCGAACAUCUUCUGCGUCCACGAAGAGCGGGAGAGGCAUGAACGGGUAUGGGUCGAAGAUCGUGGCUUGUAACUUCUGUCGAGGUCGGAAGACAAAAUGUGAUGGCACACACCCAACAUGCGGCAGCUGCAAACGUAGAAACCAAAUCUGUAGCUACGUUAACGACCCUACUUCUGCAAAUCCAAAAGGCAGACCCAAAACUGCACCAGGACAAGGACCAUCCGAAUUUACUUCUAGUCGUACCUCGCCAACCUCCUCUUCCAUGCCACCGUUAUCCUCCGUUCCCAACGGGUAUAUACCUGUCGAGAAUAAUGGUGGGUCGAACGACCUGAAGCGGAACAUUGAUCUGGACGUGUCCAUGCCCUCAACCAAGAAAAUGCGUAUGACGGAGGGAGUGGUCCCUACCGUUGCAGUAACUGUAGCUCGAAUUCAAUGAAGACUGCGUGUAGCUUCGUUUCUGAUUGUGCCUUUUGCCUACAAUUUCUUGCAUACAACUUUCCCAUCUUUCUACCCCACCUAUCUAUCGGCAUAACUGACUUCACGAUUCAUUUUUACAUUUUUAUUUCUUUGUUUCAUUCAACCAACACAACCCGUAUAUCAUCACAACAAUCAUUCUAGAGCGGUUCUCGUUUCUAUCUGCGGUCCUUUCCCUGCUGCUUAGUAUUUACGUUCUCUGGCCUGGUAACUUGUGUGUUCCGAGUACGUCUUUCUUUGUUGUUUUCCCAUUUUUCUGUUGUUCGUCUUAUCUUUUCAGGGUUCUGAGGGGUUGUCUUUUUAUUUCUUGUUGUCUACUAGCCCCUGCCGUGCUGCUCGCUUGGAAAUUCAGGUGUACAAUAGUGUCUGUGACUGUGCCAUCGCUAGCAACUACAUACAUAAACAAGAACGGACUAGAUGAGCAUGGUGUGUGUG